AUGAUCGGUACGGAAUGGAGGUCCCAUGGGAGACUGAACACGUGGUCUAGGCUGCCACAAGACGUCAGCGGCAGAUGGCAUGGGUACCCGCUGUUGGCAUGAGUGUCAUUCCUCAAAGAGAGAGGGAAGGUGAAGGGAGAGAGAGAGAGAGAGAGAGAGAGAGAGAGAAGGAGAGGGGGAGAAGGAAGAGCAGAACACACAGAGAGAGAGAGAGAAAGGCAGAGAAAAAGAGGGUGCGCAGGUUCAGCUUUUUCUUAUAAUUUGUUGGUUUGCAAGAGAAGAAGCUGCAGCGCAGAUUCAGAGGAGAUAUUUGGGAACAUGCACGGAAAUAUGUUGACACUGCCUUUCGAGGAACCGCAUAUGAUGUGCGAGCCACGGUUUGGUGCCAAAUAUCCCCGUGAAAGCUUACCUGAGAGCCUGGAGCAGGAGCGCCAGCACAACCAGGACAGGUCCGACUCAGACAUGAGGGAGGCCGAUGGCGACAUCUCCGACAGAGAGGAGGAGGAGAGAGAGGACGAUCAGGAUGAGGACGGACUUCCUAAAAAGCGUGGCCCCCGGAAAAAGAAGAGCAAGGAGCAUAUGGACAGGUCCAAAGUACGGCGUCAGGAAGCCAACGCCCGUGAACGCAGCCGGAUGCACGGCUUGAACGAUGCGCUGGAGAGCCUGCGUAAAGUUGUUCCGUGCUACUCAAAAACUCAAAAACUGUCAAAGAUUGAGACCCUCAGACUGGCUAAAAAUUACAUCUGGGCCCUGUCAGAGACUCUGAGCGCAGGGAAGAGACCGGACCUUCUCGCCUUCGUGCAGACUUUGUGCAAAGGAUUAUCCCAGCCCACCACAAACUUAGUGGCCGGUUGUUUGCAGCUGAACGCGAGAAAUUUCCUCACAGACCAGAACGGGGAGGUCAUGUUCUCUGGCAGAUCGCCAUACGAUGCCAUGUACCCAUACCCGGGUUCAGACGUGAACACGCCCCCCGGCCACAGCGGCGGGAGCUUGGACAGCAGCGCCAAGCCGUUCCGUCACUACAGCUACAGCGGUGCGUACGAGCCGUACUACGAGAACCCCUCCCCAGAGAGAGGGAGCCCGCAUUUUGACGGCCAGCUGAGCCCGCCGAUGAACUUUAAUGGGAUUUUCUCCCUAAAACACGAGGAACCGCCAGACUACGGCAAAAGCAGCCACUAUAGCAUGCGCUAUGGUGCGCCAGGACGCGCGGCUCUGGCUCACAACUCCAUGUACAGAGUCUCCCCAGAGGCCCGUUUCCCCUACGAUCUGCAUGUCCGCAGCCAGUCCUUCCAAGCACAAGGGGAAGUUAAUGGCUCUUUCCACAAUUAA
This is a messenger RNA of Scomber japonicus (chub mackerel), 1329 nucleotides long. It is a transcript of the gene neurod6b, whose product is annotated as neuronal differentiation 6b. The record is from RefSeq and is a predicted model, not a curated record. The transcript is spliced from 2 exons. Gene Ontology annotation, molecular function: protein dimerization activity. NCBI's taxonomy places the organism in Eukaryota, Metazoa, Chordata, Actinopteri, Scombriformes, Scombridae.